Messenger RNA from Heterocephalus glaber (naked mole-rat), 2984 nucleotides. Lineage: Eukaryota; Metazoa; Chordata; Mammalia; Rodentia; Bathyergidae. The record is from RefSeq and is a predicted model, not a curated record.
GGACUGAGGCUUUUGGGACGGCGGCGGAAAGAUGGCGGCCCCCAGGUACGGGCGGGAGUCCGUGGAGGCAGAGCCUGGCGCUGGGAGCCAGGGAACCUCGGGAGUGGAGAUGGUGCUCCUUUCGGAUCCUGCCUCACCCGCCCCGCUUUGCCCUCAUGGACCUACUCUUCUGUUUGUAAAGAUGAGCCAAGGGAAGGAAGAAACACGAAGGUUUUAUGCCUGCUCAGCCUGUAGAGAUAGAAAAGACUGUAAUUUUUUUCAGUGGGAAGAUGAAAAGCUGUCGGGAGCGAGACUCACCGCCCGGGAAGCUCAUAACCAAAGAUGUCGUCCUCCCCUCUCCCGAAUGCAGUGUGUGCAAAGGUACUUGAGGUUCAUCCAGUUGCCCUUGACUGAGAGAAAGUUCUGCUGCAGCUGUCAGCAGUUGCUGCUACCAGAUGAGUGGGGGGAGCACCGAGAGCAUCAGGUGGUGGGGGAUGUUUCUGUUACCCAGUUAAGAAGGCCCAGCCAACUCCUUUACCCCCUGGAAAACAAGAAGACAAAUGCCCAGUAUCUGUUUGCGGAUCGGACCUGUCAGUUCUUGGUUGGCCUUCUCUCUGCCCUGGGCUUCAGAAGGGUACUGUGUGUUGGCACACCAAGGUUGCAUGAGCUGAUCAGGUUGACAGCAUCCGGUGACAAGAAGUCUAACCUUAAAAGCCUUUUAUUGGAUAUUGAUUUUCGGUAUUCACAGUUUUAUAUGGAGGAUAGCUUUUGCCACUAUAACAUGUUUAACCACCAUUUCUUUGAUGGAAAGCCUGCCCUUGAAGUAUGCCGAGCAUUUCUACAGGAGGAUAAAGGUGAAGGAGUCAUUAUGGUGACAGACCCUCCUUUCGGUGGCUUGGUUGAACCCCUGGCUGUUACAUUCAAGAAGUUAAUCACUGUGUGGAAAGAAGGUCAAGUCCAAGAUGACAGUCACCAAGAAAUGCCCAUUUUCUGGAUUUUCCCCUAUUUUUUUGAGGCCAGAAUUUGUCACUUUUUUCCAAGCUUCUGCAUGCUGGAUUACCAGGUAGAUUAUGAUAAUCAUGCACUUUAUAAACAUGGAAAGACCGGUCGAAAACAGUCUCCUGUACGUAUAUUUACGAACAUUCCACCCAACAAAAUAACCCUUCCUACUGAAGAAGGGUACAGAUUUUGCCCUCCGUGUCAACGGUAUGUUUCUCUUGAAAAUCAACACUGUGAACACUGUAAUUCUUGCACAUCCAAGGAUGGCAGGAAAUGGAAGCACUGCUUUCUAUGCAAAAAGUGUGUAAAGCCUUCCUGGAUCCACUGUAGCAUUUGCAAUCACUGUGCUGUUGCAGGUCAUUCUUGUGAGGGUCCCAAAGAUGGCUGCUUUAUCUGUGGUGAAUUGGGUCACAAACGCAGUUCCUGCCCUAACAUCAGCACCUCAAAGGAAGCCAACAACACCUUAUUUUUCAGAGCUGUCAGAAACCAGAAGCAAAGAAAAAGUAAUAAGAUGAAAAUGGAGACCACUAAAGGACAAUCCAUGAAUCAUACAUCUGUUACACGAAAAAAGAAGAAGAGGGAAAGAGCCCAUCAAUAUCUCUGCAGUUAAAUGUCCAGUGACUUGAGAAUAAGGAAGAUUUAUAGUCCAAUCUUGGAUGGCAUUUUCUGCAAGUGCCACCCUGGACUUAAAUUCAGUCGCUUUCAGAGGCAGUGCCCCUUCCUAGGCUCAAAAACAGGCAGGUGGCAUUUGGUGGUUUAUAGUCCCCUCCUCUGCCUCUCUGAAGACUGGGCGUUUUCUUCAUUGGCUGGUUUACCAGUUCUUUCUUCAGGCUCUUUAUCUUUCUCCAUAAAUCUUUCCCAGUCUUACUAUCUUGGCCUCUUUUGUCUCAAAAAUGGGCAUAGAUAGUGCUUUUGUUUGCAAUGUCAGAAGAAAAUGAAAAUGGCAACCUAUGAAGUUUGUUCCCAUUGAACACAAAAAUAUGUUAAUUUAGACAUGAAGACAUUUUGUUAAAUACUAAGCAAUGGUUUAAACCCUUCUUGGGAAGACUACAAUCUACAAUUCUUAGAUUGAAUCUAAAGGCAAUGGAAAGAAUUUUUACAAAGGCACUCUAAAGAUAUAUAAAUUAUAAUUAUAUUAUUAUUAAAUAUUUAUUUUUGCAGUACUUAUUGCCAUUGCCCUCUUGCUUGUAUAGAAUCCUUAAAUGUCGGAUGGAUGAGACAUAGCAAGUUAGGACUUGCUCCGUGGCUGCGCUGUCUUCCAAUCCAUGAUGUAAUUUUGUCUGUGUAAAUGAGUUGGUGACACAAGGCAGGAUAGUGACUGAACUCUUUCUGUCCUGCCGAACAAGUCCUGGCUGUGUGGCCUUGGCCAAGUUAUUCCUUGUCUAGAAGCCCUGUUUCUUCACAGUUGUGAUGAGGGAGUGUCAUAGCCACACUCAGGUCUGUUUGGGAUUGAUCUAAAUGAGACACACUGCCUGGCUCUCAGCUCUGCUGUGUCCUGGUGAGUCCUGUUGGCAGGGAAGACUGCAGCCCAGGCCUUCUGGCUGGGGAGCACAGCACUGAAGGGAGUGGUUUGAAUUCCAGGACAAGGCCUUUACCUCCCCAUUUCUCUGCCAGGUAGCUGACAUUGUCUCCUUAGGACUGAACAGUUUUGAAUGACUUAAAAUUGCAUAAUGACUUUCUCUUAUUCCCAAACAACUGCUGUAGAGCCAGUUUGGAGGCAUCUUUCUGCUUGGGGCAAACUGGAGCUUUGUGAGUGCUGCACCCCAUCUGGUGUUUAAAUUUCAGGUGAGCUGAGCUGUUUGAUAAUGUGAUCCGGAACACGUGGGCCAGAUAAUAAGGGGAAUCUUAUAUUUUAGGCAACAUCAAAAGAUGAAUUAAGCUCUGAGGCUUGUAAUAAAAAUCAGAAAAUGACACAGUACUCAAGGAUGGCCCAGAUCAGCAGGGCAGUGGUGACAUCAAAGGCAAAAUAAACUCUGAGACUUAAACCUCAGAAAAUGGUUCUUUUA